CAUUUUUGGAUUUUCCUUGCUGGUCUUCAUUUCCGAUUUGUGUUUUUAUGCAGAAGAUGGAAACGUUUCCGAGUUUUUGUUGUUUUGAACGAAUCCUUUUAUAAAUAUCUCUUUGUCGUGUAGAGUAUGUCUGCUGAUGACAAUAAAACAAUACAGGAUGAUGAAAUUGAAGCCUUAUCUGCAAUUUAUGGGGACGACUGGGUUACCAUUGACAGUGAAUCUCGGAAUUACUGCAUAAAAAUCAAAGAUGAAAAUUCGGAAAAUAUUAUUUUGAUGGAGAUUUUGUUUCCUCCUUAUUAUCCGAAGACAUCACCUCCUCAGUACACAUUAAGUGCACCUUGGUUAAGAAGAGAGGAAAAAAUCAGUCUAGAAGAUGCAUUAGCAGAUAUAUACUGUGCAAAUAUUGGAGAGAGUGUCAUUUUCCUUUGGGUUGAAAGAAUACGAGAAUAUUUGCAGGAGAAAAGUGGCGUAAGACAAGAAAAUCCAGUUAGUCCAACGAGUUCACAUGAUGAUACAGAUGAGAUUUCAAACGAGGAAGAUGAUUGUGCUGAGUACAGUUUUACAAAGAUACAGGAAGAACUCGACAAGUGCCCCACGGAGGAGCAGGAGGAAAUCAGAGAGGAAAUCAACUGUCCAGAGAUUCACCAUGGGGAAAGUUUUAUGGACAGAAAGAGUGUGUUUCAAGGUCACAUAGCCUCCAUAUCUCAUACUAAACAGGUUGAAUUAGUCCUAAAAUCUCUUUACCAAAGUAAAAAGAUUGCUUCUGCAACACACAAUAUAUAUGCAUACAGGAUAUGUAAAGAUGACCACUCAGAAGUAUUUUACCAAGGCUGUGAGGAUGAUGGGGAAACUCAAGCAGGGUCCAGGAUGUUACACCUGAUGCAGAUAGUAGAUGCCCGUAAUGUGAUAGUAGUGGUGACUCGGUGGUACGGAGGAAUACAUCUCGGACCAGAUCGAUUUAAACACAUUAAUAACUGUGCCAGACAGCUCUUAGAUGAACAUGGUUAUAUCAAAUCAAAGAAUGAGAAAAAGGGUCCAAAAAGCAGUAAGAAGAAGAGGUAGCCUGUGUAUUGUGAUUUAAUUUUACAGAAAUUAAGGGGAAGGGCCUAGUUGUUUUAGUAUUUUAAUUUAAUCUGUGAUUUUACAAAUAUAUAUGUACUUGAAUUUUAUCAUAUUGAUUGUUACUGAAAUGAUACACAUUGAAUGUGUAAUGUGCAAUUUACAUGAAAAUGAUAUAAUAAAUAUUUACAGUUAG
Messenger RNA from Saccostrea cuccullata (small rock oyster), 1255 nucleotides. RefSeq names its product protein IMPACT-B-like. Gene Ontology annotation, cellular component: cytoplasm. Gene Ontology annotation, biological process: regulation of translational initiation; GCN2-mediated signaling. The transcript has 10 exons. The record is from RefSeq and is a predicted model, not a curated record. Lineage: Eukaryota; Metazoa; Mollusca; Bivalvia; Ostreida; Ostreidae. Bases 127 to 1062 code for a protein of 311 amino acids. Gene Ontology annotation, molecular function: protein binding.